Molecule: messenger RNA, 1673 nt
Organism: Drosophila mauritiana
Lineage: Eukaryota; Metazoa; Arthropoda; Insecta; Diptera; Drosophilidae
Exons: 3
Coding region: 114-1607 (497 amino acids)
Source: RefSeq, a predicted model, not a curated record
ACUCAACUAAAUUUCGAUUUAUAGAAACUACUACACUAUAGGCAAAUUAAAAAGGACUUACAUUUUCUAUUAUCCUUUUUUAUACUUAUAGCGUAUAGGUUUAGGUCUCCGGUAUGUUGAGCCGUAGUCCUAGAUUAUUGAAGAAUCCAGAGAGGAAACAGCGUUUGGCAAAAUUCCAAGUUGGAGACUGCUCGGUGCUCGAGAUGGAAGCUCCUCAAAAAAACCGUCGAAUCCAUCAGGUCGCCCAAAUUGGCGACGGUUUGACUUCCCCUUUGGAAAGUCCAUCGAACAACUAUUCAUCUGAUAGAUCCAAUCCACUAACGAAACUUGAGGAGGGAGAACAGGAUGCGGACUACUGGGAGUUGAAGAAGGUUUUUCAAAAACUUGACCUCUCCGACCAGAUUGUCCUCUAUCGCUCCUUUCGCCUCCUUCCCGCCGCCUGCUACACCCUUUGGCGGAGUACCAGGAAGCGGCUCGACUUUCGCACUCUUCAUAGGGAUCUUGGCGAGGCAUCCCAGAGACAUCUUAUCGUCCACAUGAAGGAUCAUUUCAAGUACAUUUACUUCGUCGCAGAUAAACUGCAGGAAAACCUUAAUGUUUUAGAAAAAGCCGGAGUCAAGUCGGUAGUAUCUGUUCAACGCUGCGAACUGCUGAUAGAAGAAAAAGUUAAGUCUAUCAGUCAACACGCUGGAGAAGAUUUUGGUGGAAAUAGAAUGGCCCAGUGGCCACUGCACGCUCUUCCCAAAUUAAUGAGAAAUUUGCGCCGCCUGAAGGUCGACUGUGAAAUCCAGGUGCACUUCAUCGAACAUUUUAAGGAACUGGAGUUACUAGUGCUCAAUGGCUUCAUUUCGCAGACUGCUCUCACUGGGAUCUUAGAGCGGUGCCAGAAGUUGACCAGAUUAUUUCUUCGAUUCGAUUGCGAUACACUGAGCUUAAAGCUCAUUGAUAAGUGUUCCCAUCUGAGAGACCUAUCUUUGACCACAGGACUGUUUUCUCACCAAAAGGAUCUUGUCAUGAAACUGACUGAUCUUCGCCUGUUGGAGUUGACACAAUGUGGAACGAGAAGUCAGCUGACAAUUGAGUGCCUGCAAUUUAUACUAAACAGACGGAAAGAUUCUGUGCAACUGAUUCAAAUGGAUUGCAAAGGCUUUCAGGAUCCCAAUUGGAUGAAGGAGGUGGGAAUGGAUCGGUGCUCUCGAUUGCGGGGAUUGGUCCUGGCAAACUGCUAUUUCUGCGACCGCGAGAUCAGCCAGCUCUUGUUUCCAAGAGUUCAGAAAUACAUUGCUCUAAUUAACUGUCCUGAUAUUAAGGACUACCAGUUGAUAGAUAUGGUGCGAAUGUGUCCCGGACUCAACGAUAUCUACUUGAUGGACUGUCCCCAGUUGAGCUGGAAGGUCCUUCAAGGUAUUUACCGAAUCCGCAAGAGUGAAAAACUUAGCUAUCCCAUUACCAUCAUUCUCAGUCAACACUCGGAACUCAGGCAGGCCUAUCAGUCCAUGUACUCAAACUUCUGGUGCUUCAAGCUUCCCUUUCUCAGAAUGGAACGCGUAAUUCAUCCAUGUCGACCGAUUAGAGAUAUACAAUUAUUUUUUAAUAGCAGCGAAUAGUAAUUUAGUGUUAUAGUAUCCAUAGCUGUUUUACAAAUAUUCUAAAUAUAUAUAUAUAUUUUUCUC